AUGAAGCCCUCUUAUCGCGUGCGGUUCGCUUCCGAGAACAAGUUCCAGUCCCGAGUCAAGAACCAUCCUCCAGCACCGACAAGCACCGGCACGGGCGGCAGCCCGAAUGAGGCUCAGGUGUUUAGCCCUGCAGCAGCUCGCAAACCGAAAAGCAGAUCUGGAUGCAAAGAAUGCAAACAUCGCCGGGUCAAAUGCGACGAGAAAUACCCGGUUUGCAGUCACUGUCAAAGGCGCGGUUCGGUGUGCCUCUCUGCUACGCCGUCCACCAAAUGGCAGGUUGAGAUGCCGUGGAUGAUCACCAGGCCUAUCGCCGAGCCGUGGAUGGGCAUUGUCAACCCCAAAAAGAAGCUUCUGCAGUACUGGCUCGAAAAGACCAGCCGGAUAAUGACUGUGUGCCCCGAGAACAACCCCCUGUCCUACCCCUUGCUCGAGCAUCUCUUGUCCACUCCGUCGCUGCUGCAUGCUGUGCAGAGCGUGAGCGCAGGACAGGAGCACUUCUUCCAAUCGAAAGAGCUUACCACCUGCCUACAAGAGCGCGGCUUGGCUAUCCAGGCCCUGCGACAUGAGAUGCAGGACGCUGCCAACCUCAAGCCUGCCUCCCUACUCACCGUUUUCCUGCAGGGUGUUUCAUGGUCGUGGACAGAGGACCACCCGGACAAUUAUGGAAAAGAGCACCUCCAAGCCGCCCGUAGCUUGCUGGAGAAAAUGCUCGAGGACCCAGAGAAGCGACGAGACCCAUUGGUCCAGUUCAUGCUCGGCUGGUACCUGUACUGGGAUAUGUCAUGCGCCUUCAUCGCCGCGCCCCAGGAUCUCGCUCCCCUCAACACGGCGCAGGUGUUUGAUGCCAUCCAGGCCACCCGCAGCUCAUUCCACCCUAUGAUUGGCUUCUCCUCGGAACUUCUGUAUCUAAUCGCAUGCCUCGGUCGGCAUUGCCGCCAGGUGCUGGAAACCGAUGCUAGGGACCCGGUCCUAGAGGCAACUUUCGAGGGCCAACUUUUGGCAUGGGAACCAGAACAUGAUGAUCAGGACCUUGUCGACAUGAGUAUUGGGUACCGUAACCACGGGCUCAUCAUGCUGUACAACAUCUGCGGCGUGCCUUUCCAGGUUGACGACAUCACCUCGAGCGAAGACUCCUCGGACAUGGUUGAAGACUCCCAGGCCCGGAUAAGACCGCUGGUUAUGGACUCUUUGGAGCGUUUAUUCAAGACGCCAGUCGACGCACCUUGCUUCAGCUUCCACUCAGCACCCCUCCUCACUGCUGCCGCUGAGCUCACAAAAGAGGACGUCGAAUUGCGCACCGCGGCCGUUGAGCGAUUCAAGGCCAUAUACUCAACCAACAGAGUAGCUGUCAACAUGUGGGCUAUCGAACUUCUGCAAGAGCUCUGGGAUCUCCAUGACUGUGGCAUCACCAUCACUUGGCUGGAGUUGCUGAUAACCAAGAAAUGGACCUUGACUUUUGCUUAG
Messenger RNA from Fusarium keratoplasticum, 1464 nucleotides. Its product is annotated as Zn(2)-C6 fungal-type domain-containing protein. The record is from RefSeq and is a predicted model, not a curated record. NCBI's taxonomy places the organism in Eukaryota, Fungi, Ascomycota, Sordariomycetes, Hypocreales, Nectriaceae. The transcript has a single exon. Gene Ontology annotation, molecular function: zinc ion binding; DNA-binding transcription factor activity, RNA polymerase II-specific. Gene Ontology annotation, biological process: regulation of DNA-templated transcription. Bases 1 to 1464 code for a protein of 487 amino acids.